GUCCAGGUGUUGCUAGGUCUCUGGGAUAAGACAACACUACCUUGUGCUAGCCAGCAACAGGGAAAAGAGGCUUACUUAGAGUAUCACAUAAACGCUUCACAUUGUGCAUUCCUCCUGCUUCCAUAGUUAUUUGCUUAUUAGGUCCUUGGACACCACAAACUCUGUUAAAGGGCCUAGAGACUCAAGAGGCACAUGGCUGGACACUCCACAUUGUAUUUCAUCCUGAUGUGUGCUCUGAUUGACAAGGGCCAAGCCUGCUUCUGUGAUCGGUAUCCAUGGUCACAGUGGUCCAGCUGCUCAAAAACAUGUGAUUCUGGAACCCAGAGCAGAGAGAGACACCUAAUACUAAACCAGUACUUUUGGGAUAACAAGUGUUCUCAGCUUUGCUUGAGGUAUGAGACCAAAGAAUGUAACUGGCAAAAAUGUCCUAUCAACUGCAUGCUGGGAGGUUAUGGACCAUGGUCAGACUGUGACCCUUGUGUUGAAAAACAGACUAAGGUUAGAUCUGUCUUGCGCCCUAGUCAGUUUGGGGGACAACCAUGUACUGAGCCCCUGGUGACCUCUCAACGAUGCAUUCCGUCUAAGCUCUGCAAAAUUGAAGAGGUUGACUGCAAGAAUAAAUUCCGCUGUGAUAGUGGCCGCUGUAUUGCCAGCAAGUUAGAAUGUAAUGGAGAAAAUGACUGUGGAGACGAUUCAGAUGAAAGGGAUUGUGGAAAUACAAAGGCAGUAUGCCCACGGAAAUACAGUCCUAUCCCUAGUGUACAGUUGAUGAGCGCUGGGUAUCAUGCUCUGGCAGGAGAGCCCCGAGGAGAAGUCCUUGAUCAUUCUUUCACUGGAGGAAUAUGUAAAACUGUCAAAAGCAGUAGAGGAAGUAAUCCAUACCGUGUUCCGGCCAACCUGGAAAACGUCAACUUUGAGGUACAAAAAGAAGAAGAUGAUUUGAAAACAGCUUUCUUCAAGGAUUUGACUUCUCUUGAAAAGGAUGAAAAUCAACGAGCGUCAUCUUCAAGUGGAGAUACGAACUCUUUGUGGAUACCAAUUUUAUUUUUUUCCAGUGAUAGUAAAAGUGUCACCCAUAAUUCUGCCUUCAAACAAGCCAUUAAAGCCUCCCACAAAAAGGAUUCAAAUUUUAUUAGAGUCCAUAAAGUGAUCAGAGUCUUAAACUUCACAAUGAAAGCUAAAGAUCUGCAGCUCUCUGAUGUCUUUUUGAAAGCACUCAACCAUCUGCCACUAGAAUACAACUCUGCUUUGUAUAGCCAAAUUUUCGAUAACUUUGGGACACACUACUUCACCUCUGGCUCCCUGGGAGGUGUGUACGACCUCCUCUAUCAAUAUAGCAGUGAAGAACUAAAGAACUCAGGUUUAACAGAGAAAGAAAUCCGAAACUGCAUCCGGAUUGAAACAACAAGCAGUGUAUUUAUUUUCACGCAUACAGAAGUGGAAAACCGAUGUACCACUAACAAGAUGUCAGAGAAAUAUGAAGGUUCAAUUUUGCAAGGAGCAGAGAAGUCCAUAUCUCUGGUUAAAGGUGGGAGGAGUGAAUAUGCAGCUGCUUUGGCAUGGGAGAAAGGGAGCCCUGAUCCAGAGCAGAAGGCGUUUUCUGAGUGGCUAGAAUCAGUGAAGGAAAAUCCCGUGGUGAUUGACUUUAAGCUUGCUCCCAUUGUGGACUUGGUAAGAAACAUCCCCUGUGCCGUGACAAAACGGAACAACCUCAGGAAAGCUUUUCAAGAAUAUGCAGCCAAGUUUGAUCCUUGUCGGUGCGCACCAUGCCCUAAUAAUGCCCGCCCCAGGCUCUCAGGGACAGAGUGCCUGUGUGUGUGCCAAAGUGGCACCUAUGGCGAGAACUGUGAGAGACGGUCUCCAGAUUAUAAAUCUAAUGCAGUAGAUGGGAACUGGGGUUGCUGGUCUUCCUGGACUGCAUGUGACACUACUUAUAAGAGAUCAAGGACUCGGGAAUGCAAUAACCCUGCCCCUCAACAAGGAGGAAAACCCUGUGAGGGACAGAAGCGGCAAGAGGAGGACUGCACAUUUUCAAUAAUGGAAAAUGAUGGACAACCAUGUAUCAAUGAUGAUGAGGAAAUUAAAGAAGUAGAUCUUCCUGAGAUAGAGACAGAUUCAGGGUGUUAUCGUCCUGAUCCUCCAGAAAAUGGUUUUAUCCGGAAUGAAAAGAAACUGUACUCAGUUGGGGAAGAAAUUGAAAUUGCAUGCCUUACUGGAUUCAAAGCUGUUGGAUACCAGUACUUCAGAUGCUUACCAGACAGAACCUGGAGGCAAGGGGAUGUGGAAUGCCAACGGGCAGGGUGCCUUAAGCCGGUCGUACAGGAAGGCCUGACACUCUCACCAUUCCAGAGAGUAUACAGAAUUGGUGACUCCAUUGAGCUAACCUGCCCCAGUGGCUUCAUUGUUUCUGGGCCAUCGAGGUACACAUGCAGCGGGGAUUCUUGGACACCACCUGUUCCAAACUCCCUUACCUGUAAAAAAGAUACUCUGUUAGAAUUAAAGGGCCAUUGUCAGCUAGGACAAAAACAAUCAGGAUCCGAAUGUGUUUGUAUGUCUCCAGAAGAAGAUUGUAGCCAAUAUUCAGAAGAUCUCUGUGUGUUUGAUACAAACUCCAACGAUUACUUUACUUCAUCCGCUUGUAAGCUCUUGGCUGAGAAUUGCUUAAAUAAUCAGCAACUCCAUUUUCUACAUGUUGGUUCCUGCCAAGAUGGUCCACAGUUAGAAUGGGGUCUUGAAAGGACAAAACUUUCAUCCAACAGCACAAAGAAAGAAUCCUGUGGCUACGAUACCUGCUACGACUGGGAGAAAUGUUCAGCCUCUUCUUCCAAAUGUAUCUGCCUAUUGCCCUCCCAGUGCCCCAAAGGUGGGAACCAGCUGUACUGUGUCACAAUAGGAUCAUCAGCAAGUAAGAAAACGGUGAACAUCUGUGAAGUGGGAGCUAUAAAAUGUGCGAAGAGGAACGUGGAAAUACUGCAUGCUGGGAGGUGUUUGGCCUAGCACAAUUACUGACAGAUUUACUAACCAAAAAGUCAUCUCCACAAAGGGGCAUUCUUGUAUGAGCAUCAAACUGGCAUGCCCAGAACUAUUGACAGAAUGUUUCGUGCUAGUUUGAUACCAUGCUUUUCCCUGACACUUCUAGUGUUCCCGAUCCAGUUUUAGUCCUUGAGACCUUAUAGCAUACUCCCAGGAAAUAAUUUCCACCUCAAACUAGCAAAUUCUCCUGCUUUUAUUACAUAAAAAUAAUGGACCUUCUGGGGACCUUAUGCAACCUAUGGUAUUGAACAUCCUCACAAUCACAAAUAAGAACAAAAACUGUAGUUUUCUUUAAUGAAUCAAUAAACAUAGACAAAAUAGAACCUAUGAAACACA
Messenger RNA from Tupaia belangeri chinensis (Chinese tree shrew), 3369 nucleotides. RefSeq names its product complement C6 (gene C6). Gene Ontology annotation, molecular function: protein binding. The record is from RefSeq and is a predicted model, not a curated record. Gene Ontology annotation, biological process: complement activation. NCBI's taxonomy places the organism in Eukaryota, Metazoa, Chordata, Mammalia, Scandentia, Tupaiidae. The transcript is spliced from 18 exons. Bases 193 to 2997 code for a protein of 934 amino acids. Gene Ontology annotation, cellular component: membrane attack complex.